This is a messenger RNA of Saccostrea echinata, 1608 nucleotides long. RefSeq lists its product as uncharacterized. Lineage: Eukaryota; Metazoa; Mollusca; Bivalvia; Ostreida; Ostreidae. The transcript has a single exon. Bases 1 to 1608 code for a protein of 535 amino acids. The record is from RefSeq and is a predicted model, not a curated record. Gene Ontology annotation, molecular function: zinc ion binding.
AUGUUCUUUCAGAUGUCCAGACGGGGUAUCAGAUUUGCUCAGCACUAUGUGGAAUGUAAACAAUGUAAGGGGAAUGCCGAGUACUACUGCUACACCUGUACUAACCGUUUGUGUCAGGUAUGCCGGGACAGACACGCUAAAAACACCACCACCAAAGCUCACACCAUAGUCCCGUACCUCAGUCGAAAGAUCACGCCAAAUGAGACAUGCCGAUUACAUCCUGGAUUCCCUUUUGAUAUUGCUUGUCAGGAUUGUCAUCGUCCUAUCUGUAUCAGAUGUAUGCAAAAAUACCAUGAAGGACACACCUUCAAAAGCAUCGAAGACGUGUUGCAAGAAAAAGAUGAUCGAUGUAAAGAAAAAAUUAAAAAGAUCAACAAAACGAUUCUCCCCCAUUGGCACGAACGUCUGAGCCAACUUUUUUAUCAUAGAAGGAAAUCUAAAAGCAGGAUCAACGAAAUCAAGAUACAGCUUUAUAAAGAUGUAAAGAAGCUAAAACUUUUAGCUGAGGCCAUUCUGGUGGAAAAAAUAAAAGAAAUCGAGAUUGAAGAAAACUGGCUAAAGAAGGAGUUGGAUAGCCUGACAAAUGUAACAUUAAAUACUAUCAGCAAAUACGAAAACCUCAUUACUGAAUAUGAAAAUGAACACAGAUCUUAUGAAAAACUAAGGCUGCAAAAAGAUAUUCUUCAGUCCGAUUCCUCGGAACCAACAUUUCGAAUACCCAGUGCUCCAAGUUAUAGGAAUGAAAAGAUCAGAAGAGAAGAAAUCUCGAAGCUCUUUAGUAAUCUAAUAUUAACAACAAGAACUUUAGAAACCAGACCUCCAAUCAAAUGCCACGAAUUUAAAUUGCCUUUUAAUUUGUCGAAGCAUAUUUCAAAUGUUCCUCCUGAAAAAUUCUGGAUUGGAAACAAUGAUGGUCAGAUAAUUCUCAUAAAUAAAACAGGAAAACAGUUAGAUGAAAUCAAAACCAAUGGAUUUGAUCUGUUGGGAUAUCAUACGGUAACUCUUAGCGGGGAGCUGCUGUUCAUUGAAGAAUUAGAAAACUGCGUCAAGAAGUACACAUCAGGUAGGAGGCCCACUACCAUUAUCAAUACAGGAGACUGGAAGCCAGGAUGUAUCUACUCCUCCCACAGGAGCGGUGACAUACUGGCUGGAAUGAAGAAUUACAAAUUACAACAUGAUCCAUCCAAAGUAGUCCGUUACAACAAAAACGGACUUGAGCUAUGGCAGAGUCAGUGCGAUGACAAGGGUCAGCCUCUGUAUCGAUAUCCUAUCUAUAUAACAGAGAAUGUGAACGGAGACAUCUGCAUAUCAGAUUAUGACGCUGUGGUGGUACUCAAUAAUUUAGGAAAACACCGGUUCUCUUACAGAGGAAGCCAGGAUGGGUCGAAAUUUAGGCCAUUCAGCAUCUGUGCCGACAUCUUGGGGCGGAUCUUAGUGAUUGAUGGAAAAGCCAAUAUCCAGAUGAUUGAUCAGAAUGGUAAAUUUCUUACAGUCUUGUCGAGAAAUGAUCACAGUAUUCCGUACAAUCUUGGUUUGUGCAACGAUAAAGAAAACAAUCUUUGGAUGUGUGAUGGAAACACCGUAAAGAUGUAUAAGUAUUUAUGGUAA